AUGGAAGAAGGGUUUAGCGGAAACAACCCAAGUAGCUCUUCAACCAAGAUCAGCCAUAAACCUGAAGUCGUGCCACUUGCUACCCUGGCUAGAAUUAUGAAUAUCAUUCUGCCAGAGGACGUGAAGAUAGCUGACGGGACAAAGAAGAGAGGCAAAGAAUGCGUGGUGGAGUUCAUAUAUUACGCCACAAAUCAAGCAAUUAAAAAGCAUGGUGGAGCAUGUUACGUUACUCUCACUACACAAGACGUGAAUGACGCGAUGAGAACGCUAGGAUUAGAUAACUACAUAGAACCGCUCACUAUUCGCAUAAUCGCAUGA
Messenger RNA from Fraxinus pennsylvanica, 318 nucleotides. Lineage: Eukaryota; Viridiplantae; Streptophyta; Magnoliopsida; Lamiales; Oleaceae. The record is from the annotation of a GenBank genome assembly.